Parathielavia appendiculata is the source of this 812-nucleotide messenger RNA. RefSeq lists its product as uncharacterized. Lineage: Eukaryota; Fungi; Ascomycota; Sordariomycetes; Sordariales; Chaetomiaceae. The coding region runs from base 121 to 708 and encodes 195 amino acids. The transcript is spliced from 2 exons. The record is from RefSeq and is a predicted model, not a curated record.
GGCUUGAGUAGAGGUUAGUUACGAGCCACUGAACCAAGAUUUGGCAUACAUCGUCGCCCACAUCAACCGAUGUUAGGGCGGCUUCAGUACAGAGCAUAAAGAUUCCUAAACCGCUCCUUGAUGAUUCCUGCUCUGCCGAGCCGACGACAGCGAUCACCCGCAAGUCCUGUGCAUCGUGGUCCCACAACACUGCUCAAUCACCACAGUCUCGCUACUCAUUCAUUGCAGUUCGCAAGGAUAUCUGCUGAGGAUCCACCAUGCCGAAACAUGCAGCACCUUCAUCACCCGGUGCUGCUUCUGCUCGGAACCCAAGGCCGCCUUCCCGUCACGAGGAAGGGGAGAGGGUGCCACGAUACCAUCCUCAGACCAUGUCCAGUUGCUGCAGGGACCUACAAGUGGUUCGAGCUUCGCAAGUUUCUUGGUCCCAGCACCGUGGAUUCUAUGUCUGCCGACCCGGAUGCGAGGUUGCACGGCACUUCAUUGGCUUGCCAGGCAGCCAAGCGUCGGACAUCCCCAACUCAGAUGUCCAUCUUCCUCAAACCCCUCAUUCUCAAUACCUCAGUACCCCUGUCAACUCUCGCUCCUGCUGUGGAACAUGGCUUGUGCGGGUGCGGAAGAAUCUCACCGCAUUCUGCCGCAUGCCACGGCAUCAGGGCUGCCUGCUGUCAUGCCAUAGUUGCACCGGUUGACUCGGCCAAACGCGCUUAGACAUAUCAGCACAGCAGCUCCUUGACGGGCGGCUGUGGCAUUGUACAAGUACAAGUGCCUGAGACCUGGCCCUCCUUACCAGGAAGUUCACGGCAUACCGAGAA